CACACACAUACACACACACACACACACACACACACACUCAUCCACACACACAUACACAUGUCACAGUGAAACGAGGCAGGCCUGGAAAACCGGGGCGCUUCAAUUAGCGCUCCACCGACGGAUCCCUGGCGUGGACAUUUUUAAUUUUUCAUCACAGCCUGCUUGGAUUUUUCUCAUGUGGGUUUUUGCGCAUAGAGCUCGGACUGCUGCUGAGGUGUGUUUGGGCGAUUGAAGCAUUUCGGAGAUGAAGACAAACGCUCUGUGAAUGGGAAACACCAGCACGGAGACACCGCUACCUUUCCCCCAUCUUGACGAGCACGCUCACCCUUCCGUUGGUGAGAUUUGCGCACACGGGACCGAAGCCGGUGUCUGCGCUCUGCGGGGCCGGGCGCGCGUCGUCUGGGAGGGGUAGGGAGGAUGGAGGCGUUUUUCACGGAGGGGGCCCGUGUUUGGGUCAGAGAGAAGGAGCAGCUGGUUCCCGGCACAGUCAACUCCUGCGGAGAUGGAACUCUUGUCAUCACAAUCGACUAUGGCGAGGUGUUGUACCUCCAGCAGGCCGAGGUCACCAGGGAGCGGGUGUACGCUAUGCACCAGUCCAGCAUCGAUGGAGUGGAGGACAUGUCAGCGCUGGCCGAACUGCACGAGGCCGCCAUCAUGCACAACCUGUACCAGCGCUACCAGAAGGAUAACAUCUAUUCCAAUAUCGGCAGCAUCCUGGCAGCCGUCAACCCCUACAAGCAGAUCUCAGGUCUGUACAACCCAGAGAGGGUGGACCUGUACUCUAAGCACCAUAUAGGGGAGCUGCCUCCACACAUCUUUGCUGUGGCCAAUGAAUGCUACCGCUGCAUCUGGAAACGCCACGACAGUCAGUGUGUCCUCAUCAGUGGUGAAUCAGGUGCAGGGAAGACGGAGAGCACCAAACUGUUGCUUCAGUUCCUGUCGGUGAUGAGCCAGAACUCAGCCGGGACUCCUCCAUCGGAGAAAAGUACACGAGUGGAGCAGGCCAUCGUACAGAGCAGUCCCAUCAUGGAGGCGUUUGGUAAUGCAAAGACUGUUUACAACAACAACUCCAGUCGCUUUGGGAAGUUCAUCCAGCUUCACUUCUCUGAGGGCGGAAACAUCCAGGGAGGCUGCGUCAUUGACUAUUUAUUGGAAAAGAACCGAGUGGUGAGACAAAACCCUGGAGAACGAAACUACCACAUCUUCUACGCUCUGCUGGCAGGUGCUAGCAAAGAACAUAAAAGCCUCUACUUCCUGGAGGACCCUGCCGAAUCUUUCCACUACCUCAGCCAAUCAGGAUGUCUGAAGGACAAGAGCCUGAAUGACAAAGAACUGUAUAACAGUGUUAUGGAGGCGCUGAAGGUGUUGGAGUUCACAGAGGAGGAGAUCAGAGACAUGUUUAAGCUGCUGUCAGGAGUCUUACAGCUGGGAAACAUCGAGUUCAUGACUGCAGGCGGAGCCCAGAUCACCACCAAGCAAGUGGUCACUAAUGCCAGCGAGCUGCUGGGCCUGGAUGCCUUCCAGCUGUCUGAAGUCCUGACUCAGCGCUCCAUAAUCCUCAGAGGAGAGGAAAUCUGCUCCCCACUCACUAUAGAGCAGGCCGUGGAUUCCCGGGACUCUGUUGCUAUGGCGUUGUACUCCCAGUGUUUCUCCUGGAUCAUCCUCAAGAUCAAUCAGAAGAUCAAAGGGAAGGAAAACUUUAAAUCCAUCGGCAUCCUGGACAUCUUUGGGUUUGAGAACUUUCAGGUGAAUCGGUUUGAGCAGUUUAACAUCAACUAUGCCAACGAGAAACUCCAGGAGUACUUCAACAAGCAUAUCUUCUCCCUGGAGCAGCUAGAGUACAACAGGGAAGGUGUCCAGUGGGACGCCAUAGACUGGAUGGACAACGCAGAGUGUCUCGACCUGAUAGAGAAGAAACUGGGCCUGUUGGCACUUGUGAAUGAAGAGAGUCGAUUCCCCAAAGGAACUGACUUCACCCUGCUGGAGAAGUUGCACAGCAGACACUCUACAAACCCGUACUAUGUCAAGCCCAGACUUGCUGAGUAUCAGUUCGGUAUCAAACAUUAUGCCGGGGAGGUCCUGUAUGAUGUCAGAGGGAUCCUGGAGAAGAACAGAGACACUUUCAGAGACGACAUCCUAAACAUGCUCAAGGACAGCAGACUGGACUUCAUCUACGACUUGUUUGAGAAGGUUGGCAGCAGGAACAACGAGGAGAAGAUGGGAACGGCCAGACGCAAACCCACCGUCAGCUCCCAGUUCAGGGACUCCCUCCACUCUCUCAUGGCCACUCUGAGCGUAUCCAACCCUUUCUUCAUCCGCUGCAUUAAGCCCAACAUGGAAAAGAAUGCAAAUGUGUUUGACCCAGAGGUCGUCCUCAACCAGCUGAGGUAUUCUGGGAUGUUGGAGACUGUGAAGAUCCGUCGUGCUGGGUUCCCCGUCCGCAGAACCUUCAAAGAUUUCUUCUCUCGGUACAAAAUCAUUGUGAAAGAGAAAUCAGCAGCAGUCGCAGCAGCAGCUGCAGCAGGAGAUGAUAAGAAGAGAAGUACAGAUCUUCUAACCAAAUAUGACAAGACCAAGAAAGAGUGGCAGUUGGGAAAGACCAAGGUGUUUAUGAAAGAGUCUCUGGAGCACCGUUUGGAGAAAGACAGGGAUGAAGUCCGACGCCAAGCUGCCAUGAUAAUCCGAGCCCACCUCCUCACUUUCUCUGCCAAGAAGCACUUCAAGCGUGUACGCGCCAGUGUCGUCACCCUCCAGAAACACCUCAGAAAGCACAUCCAGCGCAAGCGGUUCGUGAAGCAACGUAAGGCAGCGCUGGUGCUGCAGAAGCACAGGCGAGGUCAGGUGGCGCGUACUCGAGUCCGAAAGCUCAGAGAGGAGAAGAAGAAGAAGGAGGAGGAAAAGAGGAAGAAGGAGGAGGAGGAGAGGAAGAUGAAGGGCGAAGGGGAGCAGGAGAAAGUCAGUGAAGGCGCAGAGAAAAAGGCUGAAAGUGAUGCUGCCACAGAUGAGGCCCGACAGAUGGAGGAGAUCCUGCAGCUGGAGCGAGAGAUCGAGCGCUUGCAAAAGAAGAGAGAGGAUGAGGUGUCACAGCUGUGCGAGUCCUCCAAACAGGAGUUGCAGCUGCGCCGGGACGCUGAGCUCAAACGGAUGAAGAAGGAGGCGUCCCGCAAGGCCACAGAGCUCAUUGACCUCCUGAACUUCGGAGGUGUGGAUCCAUCGCUGGGAGCAGUCGCGGCCAAACCGGCCGCAGAGGCAAAAGCUCCAAAAGCCGCUGCCAGAGGUGCGUCCAAAGAAGAGGAGGUGGACGAAGGGUUUCAUGCUGAGGAGGAGUGCAUCCCUCUCCCGGACUUCCCUCCUCCUGCUGAGACUGAUGCGAUUGAUCAGGAAAUAUUUGCUCACCUUCCUCCUCCUCCGCCUGCCUUUGCAGAGGGGACAGUGCCUCCUGCACCACCUCCUCCACCUCCUCCACCUCCUCUCCCCGCAGACGGUGUGCCUGCUGCUGGAAUUCCUCCCCCUCCUCCUCUCCCUCCACCUGGAGAUGGCGCCCCUGUCCCUCCACCACCUCCUCCUCCUCCACCACCACCACCACCUCCUCCAGGAGAGGGGGAGAAGAAAGAUGGAGCCAAGGCAGACCAGGAGAGGAAGGUGAGCAUGGUGGAGAGCCUGGGGGACGGGGAGGAGCCCAUCUACAGCAUGCCGGCCGACACCGAGUCAGAUUACGACCAGGAGGAUGAGGAGGGGUCCGUCAACGCCGGAGACGACAGCUCCGUAUCGGGGAGCAACCGCGGGAGCGCCGCUGUGACAGAUGACGAGCACCCGAGGAAGUCGACCUGCACCAACGCCAGCAUUGAGUCCUACAGAGGCAGCUCUGACUCUUAUGCAGACAGUGAUGAUGAACACGAUGGCAUGAUGGACACUGAUGAAGAAGUGACAAACGGCAGGGUGACCUUGCUCAAUGGGAACGGACCGCCAUAUUUCCACGGCUACCUCUACAUGAAGGCUGGUCUGAUGAUCCCAUGGAGGAGGCGCUGGUGUGUGCUGAAGGAUGAAACCUUCAUGUGGUUCCGCUCCAAACAGGAGUCCCUCAAGUCCGGCUGGCUCUACAAGAAGGGAGGAGGCCUGUCCACUCUGUCACGGAGAAACUGGAAGAUGCGCUGGUUUGUCCUGAGAGACAGCAAACUGAUGUACUACGAGAAUGACAGCGAGGAGAAGCUGAAGGGAACCAUCGACAUCCGAGCUGCCAAGGAGAUAGUGAACAAUCAUGAAAAGGAGAACGCUCUGAACAUUGUGACGGAUGAGAGGACCUAUCAGGUGUUUGCUGAGUCACCAGAGGAUGCAAGUGGGUGGUUUAACGUGCUCAGUAAGGUGCGUGUGUGCACUCCUGAGCAGCUGCUGGAGAUGUCUCAUGAACAGGCCAACCCAAAGAACGCUGUGGGAACUCUUGACGUGGGCCUGAUCGACUCUGUUUGUGCUUCAGACAACCCCGAUCGGCCCAACUCUUUCGUCAUCAUUACGGCCAACCGUGUGAUCCACUGCAACAGUGACACACCGGAGGAGAUGCAUCACUGGAUCAGUCUGCUGCAGAAACCCAAAGGAGACGCCAGGAUAGACGGGCAGGAGUUCCUCGUCAGAGGCUGGCUGCAAAAAGAGAUGAAGACGAAUGCUAAGAGCACCUCCCUGAAGCUGAAGAAGCGCUGGUUUGUUUUGACCCACAACUCCCUGGAUUACUACAAGAGCUCAGAGCGGAACUCCUCCAAGAUGGGAACUCUGGUCCUUAACUCCCUCUGCUCCGUCAUUCAGCCGGAUGAACGAGUGCACAGGGAGACAGGCUACUGGAACAUCAUUGUGUACGGGAGGAAGCAUUCCUACCGCCUCUACACCAAGAUGCUGAAUGAAGCCAUGAGGUGGACGGCAGCCAUACAGGGAGUCAUUGACAGCAAGACCCCGAUAGAGACCCCGACUCUGCAGCUCAUCAGAGACAUCAAGGAAAACAGCGUGAACCCAGACAUCGUGGAGCAGAUGUACAGGAGGAACCCCAUCCUCAGAUACACUCAGCAUCCUCUGCACUCCCCUCUACUGCCGCUCCCUUAUGGAGAGGUCACCAGCGUACAAAGGCAGCAGGGCUACGCCAGUCUGCAGGACGAGGCGGUGCGAGUUUUCAACUCACUGCAGGAGAUGGAGACGCUGGCGGACACGGUGCCCAUCAUUCAGGGCAUCCUGCAGACCUGCCAGGACCUGCGCCCACUCAGGGAUGAGGUAUACUGUCAGGUGAUCAAGCAGACCAAUCAUGUGCCUCAGCCGAACAGCCCAGCCAAUUGUGCACACUGGCACCUGCUCACCUGCAUGAGCUGCACCUUCCUACCCAGUCGAGCCAUUCUCAGAUACCUCCGCUUCCACCUCAAGAGGGUGCGAGAGCGCUAUCCCGGCACAGAGAUCGAGCGUUACAGCACUUUCAUCGGGGAAUCCCUGAAGAAGACCAAGACUCGUGAGUUCGUUCCCUCUCAGGAGGAGAUCGCCGCCCUGCUGGUGAGACAGGAGAUGAGCACCACCGUCUACUGCCACGGAGGAGGCUCCUGCAAGAUCUCCAUCAAUUCACACACCACAGCUGGAGAGGUUGUGGAGAAGCUGAUCAGAGGUUUGGCCAUGGAGGAGAGCAAGAACCUGUUUUCUCUGUUUGAGCACAACUCCUUCACAGACCGAGCUCUGGAGAGCAGAGUGAUCGUCGCUGAUGUUCUGGCCAAGUUUGAGAGGUUGGCAGGCAGUGAAGAAGAGGAGGAGGAAGGAGAAUGGAAACUCUACUUCAAGCUCUACUGCUUCUUGGAUGUGGAGAGCAUGCCGAAAGAAGGAGUGGAGUUUGCUUUCAUGUUUGAGCAGGCCCAUGAGUCUUUGAUAAGUGGUCACUUCCCAGCCUCAGAGGAGACCUUGCAGCACCUGGCCGCUUUACGUCUCCAGUAUCUCCACGGCGACGGGGCAGGUCGGGCCGGUUGGAGCCUGGGAAGCGUCUAUCCAAUCGGGCGUCUCCGCAAUCGCAUCCUCCACUCUACCAAGCCGGGCGUGGGGGCGGCAGGUGGAGCUGGAGGAGCUGGAGUCGGAGCAGGAGACGGGAAAGGAAUGGUAGGAGGACAGGGAGGUGUCGGGGUCGGCACGGAGAAACGGAAGACCCCGAGCUUCCUGGAUGGCACCCUGAGGAGAAGCUUCAAGACUGGAUCACUGAAGAAGCAGAAGGUGGAGGAGGAGCAGAUGCUGGAGAUGUGGGUGAAGGAGGAGACGUCCGCCACACGCACCAGCGUCCUGGAGAAGUGGACCCGGCUGCAGGGCAUGCCUCAGCAUCAGGCCAUGCUGAAAUACAUGAGCAUCAUCAAGGAGUGGCCUGGAUACGGAUCCACUCUGUUUGAUGUGGAGUGUAAAGAAGGAGGUUUCCCUCAUGAUUUGUGGCUGAGUGUGAGCGCUGACAACGUGUCAGUGUAUAAACGGGGUGAACCUAAACCACUGGAGACCUUCCAGUACGAACACAUCACCUUCUUUGGAGCUUCACAGCCGUGCACCUACAAGAUCAUCGUGGACGAGAGGGAGAUGUUCUUUGAGACGCCACUGGUUGGGGAGAUCACCAAGAUCAUGAGGGCCUACAUCAACAUGGUGGUGAAGAAACGUUGCAGCAUCAUGUCAGUGACCAGCGUAAGCAGCACCUGGGUCAGGUGAUCGCCACAAACCAGUCAGACCCCUCGGUUCAUCCAGUGGCAACAGAUGCCUCGGCCCCCCCUGCAUCGGUCGGUUGGUUUUGAUGGAGGCAGUCGCACCAGCCAUCCUCAAGGUUGAAUCAAGUGUGGUGGAAGAUCAAAACGGGGAAGAUAGAAGUGGACACAGAAGCCAAACGCACACUCUUCUGGCCUGGGUCUCACUUGGGAUGGGGGGAUAAUUUUAAAAUGUGCAUGACAAAGAAAUCAACCUGUAUUUUGGGACGGUCCUCUCAAACACAUAACCCCUCCAGUUGUAGCCCUGCAUGUAGAUGUUUAAGCACACUCCAAACUUCUCUCCGCUUUCCUUCUCCGGACAAAACUCAGUAAUAACAAGCACAACUCAGCCGCCCAGUCCCAGUCUGUCCCAGGUGGCGCCCCCUACCCCACUCCCGACGCCCCCAGUGCACUGCCAGACAGAAGAAAGCCACACAUUCUCAGUUAAACCUUUCUUUCUCACUCCUCCAAUUUCAAGAGUCUCUCUCUUUCUCUUCACGUGUCCUCACUCCUGUUGCAUCUUCGUUUGCUAUUGGUAUUAAGUUAUUAUGCUGAAUUCUUGCUUGCUUUCUCUCUGUUGUUCUCUCUCUGUCGUUUAUCUGUAACAUCAGCUGUAUCACAUCUGUUUAUGAGAAAAAGGACUCAAAGGGCUGCUGAAGGGGGAAAGGAGCUCCCUGCCCGACAUGGCGUUUCGCUCACUCGCUCGUCAGUGCCACCGUGUGGCCACAAGAAGAAAACGCAGCCAAAGGAAGUGGCUUUAAAUAUUUCUGAACAAUAUCAAAAAGAUAUUCUUAAGAAGAAGCGGAGGUUUUACUUUGGAGGCUCUCUGGUCACGUUUAACUUGACGCGGAGAGUUGGCGCAUGGCCUCACUCGGCUCUACAAGGAGAACAAUAUCAACCAGAAUAAUAUGAGGCGAAACAUUUCUCUAUCUAUGUCUACAUAUAACACACGCCACAUAUAUCUACUGUAUAUUCACACACAUAAACUGAACCAACAUGUAUUGUUUUGUACUGUAUAUCACACAUUAUAGGAGGUAUUAUUGAAUUUCCGGUGCCCCUCUGCACUGUACAGUAUAUAGAUGCCAUGCUGAAUGCAAUGUGGCGCCUCUUGUGUAAAAUACAUGCAAGUGAAUGGUGUUAAUAAUGACCACUGUAUGUCUGAAUAUGAUGCCAACACUGUACAUCAUUCACUGGCUGUGCCAUUAAUGUGACUCACGGAGAAAUUAGUAGUAAAAACACAGACAGGCUGCCGCGGCGGCCAUGUUUUCACAGUGUUUUGAUGAUUUUAUCAUCGUCGUCGUCUGUGGGACUCACUCUGCAGCGUUAAUUGGAGCCACAGAAUAUUGUAUAUCCCUGUCUGCCCAUGCUAUUCUCUUUAUUUCUUUACCAAGAUCAGUGACUUGAACAAUAACGCAUAAGAGCUCCAGUUUGUCUGUGUUUCCAAUCUGUUUAUGAACAUGUGACUUUUAUUACUGAUACUAUUGUUACUGUACGCCCCCGCCCUCCCCCACCCCCCCCACCCAUCUUAACCACCCUGAAGUGCUGUGUCAGGAAUGCUGGCGUGUCUGUGAGUGUGCGUGAGUGUAUUUAUGGUGUAUCAGUUGGAAAAGAAAAGGGAAAUGAGAAAAGAGAAGUGAUUUUAAUGAGUGUAUUCCUUGGAAAUAAGACGUAUUUACAUGAUUAACCUUUGCGAAGAAUGGUGUCGUGAUUGUGAGUUUAAGGGAAAAGCAUGGGAUUUCAAGGGAGGGUUAGGGGUUAUUUAAUUCUUAUUGUACUGUAUGUAUUGCAAGGUGUGUUUGGGAGGAUUAUGUAUUAAAAAAAUAUAUUGAAUUUUUUAGUCUCAGUCUAAGAGGAGCAGAUAGGACACUGUGAGGAUAUGGGCUCAGAGAUAGCUCUAAAUGUGCACUGGAAAUGCUGACAGUCAUCACUGCUUUGUGUGUGUGUGUGUGUGUGUUUUUGGACUGAAAGUGAAGUGACUGUUCUGUCACCUAACUCUGCGGUACUGCAGGUAGACAGCAGCAUCCCACAUGUAUAACACACCUUUGUUAACAAAGUGUUUCCCUGCAGCGGAUAUCUAGAGGGAAUACUUAGAUAAGACAGAAAAAACAACCAAACAUGCUCAGAUUAAUUGUCUUAAUUUGUUCUAGCUAGUGUCCAAACAAGUUUCUGUGUCAAUAUUUGCUCUAAAAACAGUUGCGGUUUGCAAGACAUUUGAGUGAACUUGAACUUCCUGUGGUGAACGUUGUCUGCUGUCUAUCUGGAGUGCCACAUGCAGGGCUGUAGCCAAGAUUUUAGAGAUAUUGAGGUCAUGAGCCAACACCUUCAACCCCUAAACCAACCCCUACACUCUAGAUAUAUAGACAUAUUGUAAUUUGGGAUUUGUCAUAGUUUAUCUUCUUAUUAAGGUUGAUUAAUUGUGGAUAUAGUCACGAAUUUUAUUCCUUAACCCUUUGAAACCUGUCUUGAUUUCUUUAAAAAUAUGGGAAGAAGACAAUGAGCAAUGAAAGAAGAAAUUACCCCAAAAACUAGCAACACAUUAGCAAAAAGAGAAAACUGAAAUCAAGAGAAUUAGUAAAAAAGAAAAAAGAAAGUUAAAAACAACAAACAAGGAAUUACCUGGAAAAAGUGCUUAAAAAUUAUAAUAAUUCUGUAACAUAAUUUAAAAAUUAAAUAAUAAAAAUUAUUAUAAAUAUAGUUUUACCUAGCUUUUUUCAUUUUCCACUAGUUUUUAAAAAAUAAUAAUUUUCUUUUUUUUUUUUUUUUUUUUUUUUUUUUUUGUGGGACAUUUCUUACCAAAUUUCCCAUUGCCUUUUAUACCAUGUUUUAUUUAAAUAAAUCUCACCAAUCUGCUUAGGGUUCAAAGGUUUAAAUAUUAGCGAAAGGCGUCUGAAAGGAGCACAAGAAAAGUGAUGUUGCUCCAGGUUUCAAAGGGUUAAUGCUGUUUCAAAUCAUCCCACACAUUAGUUGCAACAACAUUUUUUGAGGACAUGGCGAAAGUAUUGAUUUAUUUGGCCUGGAUAUGUCUAAAAAUCCUGGAAUCAGCCAACUAAAUUUAAACUCCCUGUAUUUCCUUUGCCGAAAAGCCCCAAAUUCCUGCAGAAAACCCCCAAGGACAUGACCUCAGCGUCCUCAAUGGUAGCUACGGCCCUGGCUGCAUAUACACACAGCCCACUGGGAUCCUGCCUAUAGAGUUAGAAUAAGCAGAACUCACUCACAGGUUCCACUUUGAACUUUUGGUUAUUUUAGUUUUGGCUAAAAUGAGAGGAGAACCAGAGAACCCAUAAGCCAUAAUUUUACAAAGGAGCCUGGAGCUGUGUGUUCUGGUUAUUCUACAUCUAUGGUUCUGUCUGUCACUGAUAUUACACUGAGUAGGAAGAAGUUGCCCCGCAGUUGCUGAAAUGCGAUCAGUGUGUUUGCUAAAGGGAACAGCAGUGAAUGGAAGUUAGAUUUCUGAUCGCAGAUCUGUUUCCAAGGGCAACUUCAUCACAAAGGGUCCUGUUAUCAGCCGCAGGCGGCCAGAGUGGGGCCCAUUCUUAUCUUAUGUUAUGCUUAUUAUCAUCAUUAACAUAGUAAAACAUUGUGCUUGUUAUAAAAAAAAGAAAAGAGAAAGAGAGAGAUACUGUGUGUUGUUCUUUUUUAUUUGUAACUGGCUUUACAAAAUUAUGCUUUAAUAAAUUAUUGGAAUUAUUGUCCUC
This is a messenger RNA of Epinephelus moara (kelp grouper), 10423 nucleotides long. RefSeq names its product myosin X, like 1 (gene myo10l1). Gene Ontology annotation, biological process: signal transduction. The record is from RefSeq and is a predicted model, not a curated record. Gene Ontology annotation, molecular function: cytoskeletal motor activity; ATP binding; protein binding. The coding region runs from base 418 to 6696 and encodes 2092 amino acids. Gene Ontology annotation, cellular component: cytoskeleton; myosin complex. The transcript is spliced from 43 exons. Lineage: Eukaryota; Metazoa; Chordata; Actinopteri; Perciformes; Serranidae.